AUGAAUUUCAAAAUUUUGCUGGUUUUUUGCAUUUUCUUGUUCGCAUUUGUUGUUGCCAGGCCCGAAGGAGACAACGCUCCAGAUACUCCUGAUGAUGAUCCCAUUCCAGAUGAUCCAGAAGAUGUUAUUUUGAGGGAAGCUAUUAGACGACCAAUUAAAUCAGGCAGAAUUACCAGAGGACAGAGAACAAGAAUGAAGAUGAUGGGAAAUCUUCCAACAUUUGUAAAGCCCUUUAAUCGAGAUUAA
Clunio marinus is the source of this 246-nucleotide messenger RNA. NCBI's taxonomy places the organism in Eukaryota, Metazoa, Arthropoda, Insecta, Diptera, Chironomidae. The record is from the annotation of a GenBank genome assembly.